CUUUAUCUUCUCGGUCCCUCCUCUCCUCACCUCUCCUAUCUCUCUCGUAUUCCUCUCUUGAGCGAAUUCGCUUUCGCAUCCUUCGUCUUUCGCUGUGGGUUUCUACCCCCUCAUUUCUCUUUUUCGUAUCGAAGACGAGCUGAAAGUGAGGAAGCAUGAAUCAUCUCUGUGAUUUUUGUGGGGAACAAAGAUCUAUCAUCUAUUGCAGAUCUGAUGCUGCUUCUUUGUGCUUGUCAUGCGACCACAAUGUCCACUCUGCAAAUGCACUUUCUCGGCGCCACUUGCGCACCCUUUUGUGUGACAGAUGCAGUGCACAACCAGCUGUUAUUAGGUGCAUUGAAGAAAGUGUUUCACUUUGUAAAAAUUGUGAUUGGAAUAGUCAUGAUGGAUCAGGGGUAGCUUCAGGGCACAAAAGGCAGACAAUAAACUGCUAUUCAGGCUGCCCAUCAGCAGCAGAGCUUUCGAGAAUUUGGCCCUUUUUUCAGGAGUUCCCUCCUGUAGCUGAGCCUGAUUGUGAAAAGGGUUUAGGCUUGAUGACCAUCAGUGAGAACAACAUUAGUAACUACUGGGGACGUUCAGAAAGCAACAGUACCUUGGGUAUUUCCAGUGUAGGCAAGAUGAAAGAUCCAAUAGUUGUAGAUAAGCUCAAUCCCCUGACUGGAUCAUCUUCAGGGCCUGCAAUAUGUCCUUUGCCCUCUACUGCUGAUCAGACAGCUGGUUCAGUGGACUCAACUAUACCUAAGCUAGAUUGUGUUGGGACUAAAGAUUUCGAAUUCAGCAAAGAUGAUUUCUGUGAGGAUUUCAAUGUGAAUGAUGUCGACAUGACAUUUCAAAGCUAUGAACAACUUUUUGGCGUGUCUCAUAACCAAAUAAAUCAUAUUUUUGAUGAUGAUGAUGGCAUAGAUAGUUUUUUUGAUUUGAGGGAAACUUCUGCUGCCAAUUUGAACCACCAGGAUGAAUUUUUUGGAGAGGCAUCAUCUGCUGGGCAGCCUAACCCUAUGCUGGCAACACGUAGUAAUGCAGUUUCUGCUGAUUCGGUGAUGUCAAAUCGAGGAAAAAAUGCAGAUUCGAGACUGUUUAUUUCUGCAAGACAUGCGCACUUCAGUCUAUCCCUUUCAUUUUCUGGUUUGACUGGUGAAAGCGGUGCCGGAGACUAUCAAGAUUGUGGGGGGUCAUCAGUGCCUUUUAGGGGUGAACCUCCAUGGUUCCCAGCGGAUCCUGAUAAUUCCCAAUUGCCUACAGCUAGCAGGGAUAGUGCUGUGAUGCGUUACAAGGAAAAGAAGAAAGCACGCAAGUUUGAGAAAAAAAUUAGGUACGCUUCUCGCAAGGCUAUGGCAGAUGUGAGGAGGCGUGUAAAGGGGAGGUUUGUCAAAGCUGGUGAAGCGUAUGAUUAUGAUCCACUUGCACAGACAAGAAGCUUUUAAGAGCAUGGUCAAUGAUAAAUAAUUUGGGAAAAUGAAAACUGGCAUAUAUCACGCUUCCCUUGCAAGUAAUGUGCUUCCUUUGGGAAAACAAAAGCCAUCAGGGCAUGUUCUUGAAGUAUGAGUUCUCCAUCACCAUCUUGCCCAGCAUUCUGAUCUGGUAAAAACUGGUCUUCAUAUUCAUUCUGAUAGGCAAUGGUGUGUACAUAUUCUACAAUUUGGGUAAAGCCAGUGCAUAAUUUUCUAUUCCGCCUCAAACUAACCGAACAGUAUUUUCCUUGAACCUCAACCCCCUUACUUUGAGUUCCUUCCUUCCCAUCUUCUUCCUCACUUAUUGUUUCAGUAUAUUCUUCUGAUUCUCCCCAGGAUCGGUAGCCAUGCUAUGCAUGACCUGCUGCAGCAUUCUGCUCCCAGUUUAGGUUUCCAAUUCAGAUCUUUAGAUAUCUCUCUAACUUUUUUCAUGUUGAAUUUGUGGAGCAUACUCUUGUAACUGACAGACAGUUCUUUGUAUCAGUUCACAUGUAAAAGAGGAUCAUUUAUGUAAUAAGAUUCUUGGAGAGUCUGUAAAAUUGGUUUGUGUGCCAAUGACUGUAGAAACAUAAUAUAAUUGUCACACUAUUCAUAUCUGUUUAAAACUUUGAAGCCCUAUAACUUGGGUUGUACAGCUCUAAUGUCUCUCAAAAAGUGCUGUGGUAUUGAAUGAAUUCUGCCCGAAAGACACUUUCCUUUU
This is a messenger RNA of Musa acuminata AAA Group (dessert banana), 2151 nucleotides long. Its product is annotated as zinc finger protein CONSTANS-LIKE 9-like. The coding region runs from base 156 to 1424 and encodes 422 amino acids. Lineage: Eukaryota; Viridiplantae; Streptophyta; Magnoliopsida; Zingiberales; Musaceae. Gene Ontology annotation, molecular function: protein binding; zinc ion binding. The record is from RefSeq and is a predicted model, not a curated record. The transcript is spliced from 5 exons.